AUGCAACUACUCGCUUUUCUCUACUUCUACUUGAAUUUUAUCGAAUUAUCUGAGUCAUUGAAUCCAAAAAGACAGAAAUUCUUUGGGAAAUCGUCGGAACAAGUACAAAUUCGUCACAAUUUAACGGAGAAUUGCUCGGGUUGUUUGCCGGUUUCGAACACGAAGUUGAAGAGAGCGCCGCCCAUAUUUCAAGGUCCUACAAACGAUCGUCAACAAGCAAUUGUGAAAGCAUUCCAGCAUGCAUGGAGUGGCUAUAAGAAGUAUGCAUGGGGACACGACGAGUUGCGACCAGUUUCACAGCGAUUCGACAAUCCGUUCGAGCUCGGAUUGACGAUUGUAGACAGUCUUGAUACAGCGAUUAUAAUGGGAUUAGAGAUAGAAACAAGAGAAGGUUUGGAAUGGAUUCGUAACAGUUUGAAUGUGUCACCUUCGAGAAGUGUGAAUUUAUUCGAAACGACGAUUCGAGUACUUGGGGGUCUAUUGAGUGGAUUUCAUUUGACUGGCGAAGAUAUUCUCCUGGAAAAAGCGACAAAACUCGGUGAUAAUCUGCUCAAAGCAUUCGAAAAAUCCAAAUCACCAAUUCCAAAAAGUGAUGUAAACCUUCAAACCGGCGAUGCGUUCAGCCCGAAUCGUGACUUCUCCUCUCUUGCCGAAGUCACCACGUUGCAAUUGGAAUUCAGAGAUUUGUCGGAUUUAACAGGCAAUAAAAAGUAUGAAGAAGUCACUUUCAAUGCAUCAAAACAUAUCCACAAAACGAAAUGCUUAGAGUACGAUGGUUUGUGUCCGUAUCACAUUGAUUCGAAAGGAGAAUUCAGGAAAACUUCGAUUACUCUCGGAGCUCGUGCCGAUAGUUACUACGAAUAUCUCAUCAAACAAUGGCUUCAGACGAAGAAAUCAAUCGAUUGGCUUCGUGACGACUUCAUUCAAUCGAUGACAGCAGUCAAGAAGCAUUUGUACUGUCAGUCUCAGCCGAAUGGUCUCUGGUUUAUCGGAGAAAUCACUGAAUACAAAGAUUUCUAUCCGAAAAUGGAUCAUCUCGUCUGUUUUCUCUCCGGAUCUCUUGUUCUUUCACAUUUUAACUCUCUCGAUGAAAACAACGAACAUCUGGAAAUGGCGAAGCAAAUCGGGGAUAUUUGUCAUAAAAUGUACGAUAAUCCGACUGGAUUGGGUCCAGAAAUUAUGCAUUUCAAUAUGGAAAACAGUUCGGAUAUAUCGAAAGAAGAUACCUAUGUGAAGAGUCUUGAUGCUCAUUCUCUUCUUCGUCCGGAAGCAAUUGAAGCAUGGUUUUAUCUGUAUCGUGUUACGAAAGACAAGAAGUAUCAAGAGUGGGGAUGGUCCGCAUUUGAGGCGAUCGAAAAGUACGCGAAGAUUGAAACUGGAGGAUACAGCUCAAUUGAUAAUGUUUUGCGAAAGAAGAUUAGAAGACGCGACAAAAUGGAAUCAUUCUUCCCUGCCGAAACUCUCAAAUACCUAUAUCUGCUUUUAUCCGACGAUCAAGAGGUUCUCCCAUUAGAUCGAUGGGUGUUCAACACUGAAGCACAUCCACUCCCGAUUUACAAUUAA
Messenger RNA from Caenorhabditis remanei, 1563 nucleotides. RefSeq lists its product as uncharacterized. Bases 1 to 1563 code for a protein of 520 amino acids. Gene Ontology annotation, biological process: N-glycan processing; carbohydrate metabolic process. Lineage: Eukaryota; Metazoa; Nematoda; Chromadorea; Rhabditida; Rhabditidae. Gene Ontology annotation, molecular function: calcium ion binding; mannosyl-oligosaccharide 1,2-alpha-mannosidase activity. Gene Ontology annotation, cellular component: membrane; endoplasmic reticulum. The transcript has 6 exons. The record is from RefSeq and is a predicted model, not a curated record.